Messenger RNA from Hirsutella rhossiliensis, 1455 nucleotides. RefSeq names its product AAA ATPase domain-containing protein. The transcript is spliced from 3 exons. Lineage: Eukaryota; Fungi; Ascomycota; Sordariomycetes; Hypocreales; Ophiocordycipitaceae. Gene Ontology annotation, cellular component: nuclear origin of replication recognition complex; nucleus. The record is from RefSeq and is a predicted model, not a curated record. Gene Ontology annotation, molecular function: DNA replication origin binding. The coding region runs from base 1 to 1455 and encodes 484 amino acids. Gene Ontology annotation, biological process: DNA replication; DNA replication initiation.
AUGGGAUCUCUCUUUCACCUUCCAGACGACAUCGUCCCCCCCGAUGUCCAGCAGAGCUUCCCGGGGCGCGAGCACCAGAUGCGCGCCCUGGCCACUCUGGUCCAUCCCGACGCAGCGCCUUGCCGCAAUAUUGUCCUGCACGGGACCGAGGCGACGGGCAAGUCGGCCGUUGCGAGGGCGCUGAUGCCGCGGAUUGCGGCACACCCGGACACGCGCGGCGCCAUCGAGUACGCCUUUGUCAACGCCUCGCAGUGCAUCACGGGGCGGCACCUGUUUGAGCGCAUCGUCGCCGCCGUGGCUGCGAGGCUCAACAGCCACGACGACGUUGGCCGGCGGUGCGAGACGCUGGCCCAGCUGGCCGUUGCGCUGGCCACGAUGCUCGGCGUCCCGGCGCGGGAUGCGCGGUGGAGGUUUGUGCUGGUGCUCGAUGCCAUUGACAGGCAGAGGGAUGCGCCGCCCACGCUGCUACCGGCCCUGGCUCGCAUGUCCGAGAUUAUACCAUGCCUCAUCUGCGUCUUCGUCGUCACCGCCCCUCCGGCCGGGUUCCUGCAAACCUCGGCCUCGGCCCACCUGCACUUCCCCCCCUACACCAAGCCCGAGUUCGUGCGCAUCCUGGCGCUGACGCCCCCCGCGCCGGUCGCAGGCACGACGCAGCAGGAGACGUCGGACCUGUGGACGCGCUUCUGCGCCGCCAUCCACGAUGCCCUCGUCCGCUCCGCGUCUCGCACGCUGCCCUCGUUCCGCCGUAGCUGCCGCGCCCUGUGGCCGCGCUUCACGGCGCCCGUCGUCGCCGGCACGCACGCCGCCAAGGACUUUUCCAAGCUGCUCGUCGCCGCCAGGAUCCAUUUCCAGGACGAGUCGCUGCUCAACCCCAGCAUCGUCUCCGUACGCCCCGCCGCCGGUGUCUGGCAGCCAUCUACGUGCUCUGCCCCGCCGCCCUCGCCUGCAGCCGCCGCCCCCGUGGCGGCCGAGCUCGUCGGCCUGCUCCCCGUCGUUGCCCGGCUGCUUCUCCUGGCCGCCUACCUCGCCUCCCACAACGCCACUCGCCAUGACCUGACCCUCUUCUCGACCCACCACCACGGCCGCAAGCGCCGCCGCGGCGGGGGCUUCGUCGCCGGCGCCGCCUCGUCCCGCGGCACCGCGCGGACCAAGCACCGCAAGAUUGCCCGCAAGCUGCUCGGCGCGCACGCCUUUGUCCUUGAGCGCAUGUUGGCCAUCUUCGAGGCCGUCCGCGGCGAGUGGGCCCCCGAGGGCAGCUCGGUCGGCAUAGCCGGCCUCGACGGAGACGUGGGCAUGGCUAUGGCGACGCUGGCAAGUCUGCGGCUGCUCGUCCGGGUGGGGUCGGGAGACGUCACGGACAGGGCGGGCAAGUGGAGGAUCAACGCGAGCUGGGAGGUCGUCAGGGGCAUUGGGAGAAGUUUGGGCGUCGAGGUUGAGGAGUGGCUCAUUGAAUAG